CUACUAAUUAAAGUAAUUACCCAAACCAAAGAACUCGGUUUGGUUCUUUCUGUCAAGACUCAAGACCCUUUCUUUAUGUUCUGUCCCUACCGAUAAAACAAGCAAAUAAUUUUCUCGAAGGUCUCCUACUCUACUUAGAAUACAAGUCGACCCAAACUUCACGGGGGAAUGCUACCCAAUCCCAGUCUUCCUCUCCUUUUCUAACUACCUUCAACAAUCCAAUGGCCCAGACCCUUUAACCUUCAUUCAAGAUUUCGUUGCCUACUUCUUUUGACUUGUCAUAUCACCGCUGAAACACCUAGCUUUCUGUUUUUUUUCUUCUUCUUCUUCUUCUUCUUCUUCAUCUUAUUUUUGAUUCUCGUAUUAUCACAGUUUUCUUGAUCAGUAGCAACCACACAACUUUUGACAGAAACAGAAACCCAAAAAGAAAAAGGAAAAAAAAAAAAAAUGGUUCCACAGACGGUUGAUUUGUUAAAGGAGCAGAUGCCGGUGCACCAGGAAUCUCUACUAGUCACCGGCGACGUCAAGACCGGCCUUGUCCUCGUCGACGUCGUUAACGGCUUCUGCACCGUCGGCGCUGGCAACUUGGCUCCAAGGCAACCGGACAAGCAGAUCUCGGAGAUGGUGAAGGAGUCGGUAAGUCUUGCCAGGGUUUUCUGUGAGAAGAAAUGGCCUGUUUUUGGUUUUCUUGAUUCUCAUCACCCUGAUAUUCCUGAGCAUCCUUAUCCUCCUCAUUGCAUUGCUGGUACUGAUGAAUCAAAGCUCGUUCCAGAGCUGCAGUGGUUGGAGAGUGAACCUAAUGUGACACUGCAGUGUAAAGAUUGCAUUGAUGGGUUUCUUGGUUCGAUUGAGAAGGACGGUUCCAAUGUGUUUGUAAAUUGGGUUAAGAGCAAUCAGAUCAAAACUAUCUUGGUGCUAGGGAUAUGCACAGAUAUAUGUGUGCUGGAUUUUGUAUGUAGCACUUUAUCUGCGAGAAAUCGUCGUUUUCUUGAACCUCUGGAGGAUGUGAUAGUGUAUUCCCGUGGUUGUGCAACCUUUGAUCUUCCGGUUGAUGUUGCCAAAUCUAUGAAAGAUGUUGUAGCACAUCCCCAGGAUCUAAUGCAUCACAUAGGCCUUUACAUAGCCAAAGGAAGGGGAGCAAAGGUCGUGUCAGAAGUGUCAUUUGGUGCAUAAGAGCAAUGAUCUUGACCAAACUGUGGAUUGGCAUUCAGGCUUUCUCUUUUCCCAGGGGUGUCUUUUCUCAGUAUGUGAAUAGAUGUUCUCUAUACUUUGGUUCUCUUAAUUAGAUAGCUCAAAUGUUGGGGAAAUAAGAAAGAGAAGCGAUAGCUCAUAGUGGUAGGAAAGCUCUAUGAGGAUGUAUAUAAAAGCUUUACAUUUUCAUUUCAGUUUGGUGAAUAAUAAGGCUAGACUGGGCCACAUUAUGUAAUUCAUCUUUUUGUGUACUGGUAGCCUGGAACUUCAAGAGUUUCAUGGUGAUUUAUCAGAUGUUCACCCACAGAAUGCAAGAAAACUUCCAGCUA
Messenger RNA from Rosa rugosa (rugosa rose), 1520 nucleotides. RefSeq names its product nicotinamidase 1. The record is from RefSeq and is a predicted model, not a curated record. NCBI's taxonomy places the organism in Eukaryota, Viridiplantae, Streptophyta, Magnoliopsida, Rosales, Rosaceae. The transcript has 5 exons. Bases 448 to 1173 code for a protein of 241 amino acids. Gene Ontology annotation, biological process: pyridine nucleotide salvage. Gene Ontology annotation, molecular function: nicotinamidase activity.